Dujonia railenensis is the source of this 2403-nucleotide messenger RNA. NCBI's taxonomy places the organism in Eukaryota, Fungi, Ascomycota, Pichiomycetes, Serinales, Debaryomycetaceae. The record is from the annotation of a GenBank genome assembly.
AUGUUUAUCGUCCACUCCAGUCCUAAAAAGGGUUACAAGCUAGGUACCGCCUCUGCCACUUGGAAGAAGAUUAAGCUGGCUACCUAUAGCAGCAAUGACAAGUCAGUGGAUUCUGCAGAUGUCAUCAUCAGAUCUGACGAUCAGGGCAAUAUCUUAAUCUACUACCCAAGUACUAACGUUUUGGAGAUGUGGGAUUGGGAUUGUCCCGAUCUGACCAAAGAUAUCAAUGACAACGAUACAUUAUACUUGUUAAACCAGAGAUCUAUUCCAAUGGAGGAAGGCUGGCGAAUGAUUAAUUUCAUUUUCGCUAACACUGAUACCAUAGUUUUUCACUUUGAGAGUGCUGACGAUGUCAAGUUUUCUUCUUUCUCGCUUACCCACUUGAAAUGUAUCCAAGAAUUGAAGGCUCCUGCCAUAUUGAAAGUUAAAACGAAGGUCAAGUCCAAAAAUCCGCCUUCGCCAGGUGUGCCCGAACUGUUGGCAUCCAAGGAGAGACAGCUCCCAGAGUAUCAAAUCAAGUCCAACGGUGACUAUGUUAUCAUAACCAAUAGUGAGGGCUAUUUGGUCAUAUUCGAAUUUGAUGGCCGAAAUUAUAAGUUAAAACCUAUUCUACCCAAAAUUUUCAAAGAGUCAUGCCAACCGCUUAUCAAUAAGUAUGAAUUUGACAAUAUGGAUUCAAUGGUGUUGAGGACAAGCACUUUUGAUAAGAAAGCUAUAUUUGAUAUCGUUGGUAACUGGUUGGUCUAUUCUCCAACCAAAUGUGAAUACCAACACUUGAAAUCUCUAUUUGAAGCCAAAUUGGCUAACGGAGUUUUCAAUGCAGAUGAUUUAUUGGCUUCUAGUGGCAGCAGCACUAAUAGCAAUUUGAGUUCUAAAUCUUCUCCAUCGCCCUCGAAUGAUAAAACGACAAAGAUUUCCAGCGGAAAGAGGAAAUUUAAGCAAUCUUUCAAAAGGAAAAGGCCACAAUUGCUCACUCAAGUAAAAUUGCCUCCUCCUGGUCCGCUUUUAAAUCGUGUGAUUUCCACCUUGUCAAAUACUGCUUUGGAUGGAAUUUGUAAGUUUUCAGAAUUGUCGUCUCAGGUUGUGAAAUCUUAUUUUGAUAAAGAAAAGGAAAAGGAAAAUAAAGAAAUGGACAAGAAUCUGCCUACUUUCAAUGAUAUUACCAGAGCCAUAACGAAAACAAUAUAUUCUACUGCUGCAUCAACUAUAUCUUCAGGACCUGGUGAUAAUCAACUUAUCAAGGUUAUUGACUUGAAGAAUGACAAGGUCAUGGGUAUUUUCAAACCUCCAGGUGGAGUAUCUAACCUUUCGCUCUCCCCAUAUGAUCUUCAAUUGAUUCAUUCUAAUCUCAGAGGGGAUUUGUUUUUCAUGUGGGAUUUAUACAAGUUACCUUUGGAAGUUUCUCUAAUUGGAAAAUUCACUAGAGGUAAGACUUCUGCUAAGAUAAAAGAUAUAUUUUGGUUCAUCAAUAAUACUAAUUCAAGUACCAUCAAGGGAAAUAAUUAUGGAUUUGGAUGUAUAACUAAAUCAAGUGGAUCGAUCCAUUGGUUUAAUAUUAAUUACUUAUCGGGGAAUUUGAAUAGUAAUUUCCCAAACGUUCUCGGUCAACACUAUAGAAGCAGGAAGUCAGGUAAAUCAAAGGCGAUUUCAACUUCAACAGCAGCUUCAAUUUCUCGUGUGGGUAGCGUUGAAAGCAGUGCAGACAGCGCGGGUGUCAAUAAUGGUGGAGUUGGUAGUCAUAGGGGUGCUAUCGAUGGAAAAGGAUCUUAUACCGAAUUUUCUGAUGACUGGAUCUUGUCAUCUAUGCAAGCAACUAAAUUUAUAACGCUCCCAAACAAAAGUAACAGUAUGAACACAGGAGUAUCAGCAAGCAGGAUUAACCAACUUGCAAUUUUAGAUUCUAAAAAUCAAUUAAGACUAAUUUCUCCAUUGAAUGGGACCAGUUUAUUCAAAUAUCAACUUCCGUUCGUGCAAGUUAAUAAGGAGCAUGCUCCCACUUUUGUGAAAGCUAGAGAAAGUUCAAAACAAGAGAGCACUGAUCCCCAUAUCAAUCCUUUAUCUCGGACAGAAAUUGAAACUUGUGCACCUUAUCCAAACCUUUACCGAAAUAAGAAUAUUGAGUUUUCAACUUAUGAUUAUAGUGAAGGGGAUGACUUGGAUAAUUUCUUAAUAAGCUUUGAAACUUUUGGCAAUGAGGUGACAAACAAGGUGAUAAAGUUUAACAAAGAAGAGGCGCCAAAUACAGUAUUUGAAGACAUUAAAAGAAGGCUGAUCAUUCUUGAUCAAGAGGAGGGGGAGGAGGAAAUAGGGCCGGAUACAGAUUCAAGUACGAAAUUUGCCACGGCAGAUUUUGAAGCAAACAAUGCAGAGCUCUCCAAAGAAACAAGUGAAGAAAGUGUUUAA